Molecule: messenger RNA, 1227 nt
Organism: Limulus polyphemus (Atlantic horseshoe crab)
Lineage: Eukaryota; Metazoa; Arthropoda; Merostomata; Xiphosura; Limulidae
Product: RYamide receptor-like
Exons: 2
Coding region: 1-1227 (408 amino acids)
Biological process (GO): neuropeptide signaling pathway
Cellular component (GO): membrane
Molecular function (GO): neuropeptide Y receptor activity
Source: RefSeq, a predicted model, not a curated record
AUGUCCUUUGAAACUCAAGUGAAUCUUUCCUUCAUGAAUUGGACUGAAAAUUUGAAAGAUGAAAUUAAUACAACAACAUCGGUGGAAAACUAUUCUGUUCCAGAAGGCGUGCAAGCCAUUAUGUAUAUUAUGUACACAGCCAUUUCUUUCGCUGCGAUAGGAGGAAAUGGAAUUGUGUGUUACAUCGUACUUGCUGAUCAACACAUGCGUACUGUAACUAACUUCUUUAUCGUGAACCUAGCAGUGGGGGAUUUGCUAAUGGCCGUCUUAUGCAUACCUUUUACUUUCGUUGUUAACUUAAUUCUUCACCGCUGGCCAUUUGGUACAACUCUGUGUAUUGUAGUCACCUAUGCCCAAGCAGUAUCGGUGUUUAUUAGCGCCUAUACCAUGAUAGCUAUCAGCAUUGACAAGUAUAUUGCCAUCAUCAAACCACUAAGACCACGAAUGACUAAGCUCCAAGCAAAGCUGCUGAUAUUCCUGGUAUGGAUGGUGGCCAUCAUUACACCACUUCCCACUGCUGUGGUUUCUAGACUUGUAACAACAAAAGACUCAGAUGACUACCAUUGCACAGAAGUCUGGGAUCCUCCGGAACAACGCUACUACUACGGAAUGGCGCUGAUGACACUUCAAUAUUUCCUUCCUUUAUUGGUCCUCAUUUUCACUUACACAAGGAUAGCCAUAGUGGUGUGGGGAAAGCGAACACCUGGCGAAGCAGAAGAUGGUAGAGACCAGAGAAUGGCAGCUUCGAAACGAAAAAUGGUGAAGAUGAUGAUUAUGGUAGUUACAGUCUUCACAUUUUGUUGGCUACCUCUAAACGCCUUAAUCGUGGUAAGUGAUCAAGACCAAACCAUUUGGUCUUACGAGCACAUCCAAUAUAUAUGGUUUAUUUGCCACUGGCUAGCCAUGAGUCAUGCUUCCUACAAUCCUAUCAUUUACUGCUGGAUGAAUUCCAAAUUCCGUAACGGGUUUCGUCACAUAUUUUGUUUCUUACUUCCUAGAGUUAGAAGCAGUCGUCUUCGUCAUUAUCGAGGAAGAAAAAGUCUUAGAAGAACCUGCACCACUGUGCGCACUACUAGUUUCAAGGAAUCAGUGACCACCGGAAAUGUAGUCACCUUGGAUCAACGUUUACCUGCCAUAAAAGGCAACACAUUCCCUGCAAGAACCAUGUUCAAAAGCUAUACUUCUAAAUUUGAAAAUGUUGCUACAUCCAAUUGCAGUUUUGAGUAA